AUGACGUGGCGUCUGUCAUGCUUUGGUGUUUACAUGCUGUUGACGUAGCGCUAUCAGAAAGAAAAUGAAGGCUCUUAUAUUGGUCGGUGGUUAUGGUACCAGACUUCGGCCGUUAACUCUUACCAAACCCAAACCAUUGGUGGAAUUUUGCAACAAGCCUAUGAUGUUGCAUCAAGUUGAAGCUCUUGUUGAGGCUGGAGUAGAUCAUGUAAUUUUAGCAGUCAGUUAUCGAGCUCAAAUGUUAGAAGACGUAAUCAAGAAAGAAGAAGCAAAGUUAGGAAUCAAAAUUAGUAUAUCUCAAGAGCAUUCACCUUUAGGUACAGCAGGACCACUUGCAUUAGCCAGAAAAAUUUUAGAAGGUGAAGAACCAUUUUUUGUUCUGAAUAGCGACAUUAUUUGUGAUUUUCCUUUUAAAGACAUGGUUGCAUUCCAUAAACAUCAUGGUCGAGAAGGAACGAUUGUGGUUACUCGUGUUGAAGAACCUGCUAAAUAUGGUGUUGUAGUAUAUGAUGAACAGGGGAAAAUACAACGAUUUGUUGAGAAGCCUCAAGAAUUUGUCUCAAACAAAAUAAAUGCUGGGUUGUAUAUGCUUAAUCCUUCUGUUUUAAAUAGGAUAGAGUUGAGACCUACAUCUAUAGAAAAAGAAGUUUUUCCAGAAAUGGUUGCAGAAAGCCACCUUUAUGCUUUUGAAUUAAAAGGAUUUUGGAUGGAUGUUGGACAGCCAAAAGAUUAUCUGACUGGGAUGUGCUUCUAUUUGAAUUAUUUAAAGCAAAAAGAUCCUUCAUAUUUGCAUCAAGGCAGCUAUGUUGUGGGAAAUGUGUUGUUACAUCCUAGUGCACAGAUAGGUGAAAACUGCCGCAUUGGACCAAAUGUAGUUAUAGGGCCUGGCGUUGUCAUUGAAGAUGGAGUGUGUAUUAAGAGAUGUACUCUACUAAAAAAUGCUCGUAUACAGUCACAUUCUUGGUUAGAAUCUUGUAUAAUUGGAUGGAAAUGUGUAGUUGGUCGUUGGGUAAGAAUGGAAAAUACUUCAGUGUUAGGAGAAGAUGUUAUUGUAAAAGAUGAAAUGUAUGUAAAUGGUGGAAAAGUACUACCGCACAAAGCAAUAUCGGAAUGUGUAACUGAGCCACAAGUCAUUAUGUAAUAUAUUUGCAUGAGGAAUUUUUAUACUUAAUUUAAUAAUUUUGUAUUCAAUUUAAAUGUGCCAUAGUAUUUCUUUUUCAUCCAGCUUCAUUUGGAUGAAAUAUAUUUUUAAUAAUUGAUAGCAAUUUAAAUUACAAACGAUGCAUGCGAAAUUUUCUAAAACCAUAAGUUUAUCUGUUUAUAAAAGGCAUAUGAAGGCAUUUCUUGAAUGGCUUGGCUACCAUGCUUUGGUGCAAGUAAUGUUAAAACUUAAUUUGUGAAAGUAAUGUUAAAACUUAAGGUGCAGCUAAUGUUAAAACUUAAUUUGUUGUGAAAGUCUGCAUUUGAAGUCAAAAUAUCUUUUUGAGUGGAUUUCACUGCCUUUAAUUUGUGCCUUUGAUCUUUAUAAGUGUACUUGGAUGGUCAAGAAUACAAAGUAUUUGAUCCAAAAUCUUGUUUUUGCUUAAAUGAUCUCUUAUAGUAGUGCUGAUAUAAAAACAUUUUAUUAUCUGUGGAAAAUACAACAUUUUUAAUUAAAAUAAAGUAUUUUUCAGAGAUACUAAAAAACUUUAAAUGAAAUAAGCUAUGUUUCAUAGAAUGAAUUUCCUAAUGCUAGAAAAAUAAUUCUUUAAUAAUUUUUUUUUAAUGCAGGAUGAUCCUGAAGCUCAUAAACUUGGGGUGGGGAUGUAUUUUGGUAGAUUUACAAUAUAGAGUAAUGAAGUUAGCAUAAAAUACAUAAAAUCAGUUUUCUAAGGAAUUUUGUUACAUAACUAUUAAAAUUAUUAUGUUUACCAGAUGGCAUUUCAUCCAUAAAAGAACACAAAAUACUCGUAAUAAAUGAUGAUUAUGGAGCCAUUAUUAUUGAGAUGAGCUUAUGGACAAUAUAAACAGCAUUUCUUUAGAAAUCAUUACUACAAACCUUUGCAUAGCACUUUUCUACAUUGCCAUUGACCUAGGUCUUUAGGUAGCACUAAUAUAAAAAUCAUAGUAUUUUAAGAUCUAGUUUACUGUUCUGUUCAUCUUGAAAUUGAUGGCUUAUUAUUUUAUUUUCAGUUGUUGAGGUUAUUUUGGAACUUGAGAUUAAGAGAAAAGUAAUAUGAUGCAGUGCUCAAUAAUGUGAGAAAAAUCUCUGAAAUUGUUACAUAACAGUUCAUUAUAAAUACUAACUUUUUACAGUAAUAAUUAAGGGAUAAUUAAUUGUACAGUUUUAAUUUUACAGUAAUAAUUAAUUGAUAACCAAAACCAUUCAGAAUUCCAAGACCACCAUCAAAACAGGAUAUAAUUGCAGUUAAAAAUUUACACAGUAAAAUUAGUGUCUGAAAAUUUUAUAAUUACUUUUGUUUAAUGUGUUAAUUGUGUUAGCAUCUGUAAAUUCACCUGAAACUUUUAAACACUUAUUGACAUUUGGAUCAUCUUGUACUUGGAUAUUGUAGGUAUUCUUCAACUGCAUGUUUAUGUAUUUUGGAGAGCAUUAGGGAAUAUAGUUAGCAGUACUUGCAUGGAAGUUUCUUAAACUAUGUAUAAUAUUUUAUAGUUUGAAAUUAAGUUAUUUGUCUUGCUUAGAAAAUAUAUGAAUGUUUAAUUUUAAAUUUAGCUGAUUUCCUGCUGUGUACCCUAUCUAAGAUAUUAAUGAAUUUGUUUAAGCAAACAAUAAAUUGGGAUGGAAACCACGUGUUAAAGCUAUGCAAUCACACACCCAGAAGUUAAGCUAUUUGAAUAAUAAUUAUUUUCACAUCCAGAAUUAGGGAAAAAGAGGGGAAAAUACUCUUACUUUUUUGCAUAUGCCAAAUGAAAUUUCAUUCAUCAUUUGUCUCAACAUCUAGAAACUUAGACAUAAAUUUGUCUUCCAUCCCUUUCCAAAUACAAAAUACAUUCAUCCUUUUUAUUUGAAAUUAUGCCACUUAUUAGGGAUUUUCUCUCCAGAUAUCAUAGUAUUUGUGUUAUAUUUGUUUAACUUUUGCUUCUUUUAUGGAUAGAUGCAUAUUAAUUUUAAUUUUAUGUUAUUUAAGAAGUUGUAUUUCGUUUAAACAUCAUCUUCCUUUUUAUAUUGACAAGCUGCUCAGAUUUAUCAUGUUAUUGCUAUUUUUCUACAACAUAUUCUUUCUCUUUGUUCACUUAUUUAAUUUGUGUUUUAAUCACACUUCCCUCCCCAACUGUGAAUUAUUUUGUUGUUCAAUGUAUCUGUUUACCUAUUCAUAGUAUAAUAAUGUUAAUUAUUUUAUUGACAAGAAAUUUCUGGUAAAUUUUAUUGAGGUUUUAAAGGUAAUAAAAUUAGAUUGAUAUAUUGAGCAAAUGCCUUGUUAUUGAUUUUGGUAUUAUUAAUGAAUUUUAUUUGUUAAUUUUGCAAAUAUUAAGGAAUACUUUUUGACACUCUUAAAGGAAAUAUAUAUAUAUAUAUGCAUAUUAUUUUACUCUUAAAUAUGAAAAGUUAAAUUGAUAUAAUUUUUAUGUUUAAAUUGAAUAAUUUUUAUGUUUAAGAGAUAUUAAGUUUUAAUUUUGAUGUUAUUUUUUAUUCCAUUUUAUUUAUUAUUUAUUCAUUUUUUGUCAAGAAAUCAACAGAAAAAUUAUGUAUAUUUUAAUAGUUAAAAGUUUUGUUCAGCAGUAGCUAAAAAGAGCUGUACAUAUUAAAUUGUAUUUCUUGUAGGGGACUUGCUAAGAUUAACUUAUUGGUGUAACAAAUAACCUUGUAUGUAUGGCAAAUAUUGUUUUCUCAUGUAUUAUAUUUAGCCUCAGAACAUUUAAAACAAAUAUUGUUGUGUUGUUUUAAGUUUGAGAUGUUUUAAUAUUCAUUCUUUAGUUUUACAUAUGCAUUGUUAAUUUUUUAGGGAUUUGUCACUUUUAGUUUUACAAACUAUUUUUUAUUUAUUAUCAUUUAUUUUAAAUUUUAAUGGCUUAAAAUAAGAUUUUAACAUUUCUAAACUUAGAUGCAACUAAUUUUAAAAAUAUGAACAGUAUUACAAAAAGUUAUUGAACUGUUAGCAGUUAUUGAACUGCUCAUUGUAAUGAAAUAAUUGGCAAUAUAAUCAAAUUAUAGCAUUAUAUCUGUGUUUUAGUAUGAGAAAUAAUUAUACACAUAUAUAUAUGUAAAUUUUAUUUUAAAUCUUUUUAUUUUUAUAUACCUUAGGCCUCUUAUUGUUAUGCUUUGAUAUCAGAGUCUGCCAUGUGUUAGGGAAAUUAUUAAGGAAUAAAGUAAGGGCUUAUCUGGCAUUCACAAAUACAAUAAACUGAUUUUUCUGUAAGGAAUAAUUUUACUGUAAAACAAAAGUCAAACUGAAAUAAUGUACAGUUUUAUCAUUUAAUUAUACAUUACUUUUAUAUAUUAACAAUUUUUUAAUUGCAGCUGAAAUGCUAUCACUUGGAUGUAUCCUCUUCUGUCUUUCUUGCUGCUUUCAGGUUAACUCCGGCUGAGCUUCAGUUACAAUUUUGUAUGAUUUGCUAGAUAUCAAAUUGCAUCACAUUCAUUUGGAAUAAUGUUUUUACCAUCUGCAAUUAAAACUCUUUUUUUAUAUAAAAGUUUGAAAUAUUGCUAAUAUUAAUUGCUUUAUGUCAUGGUACUUACUGUUAAAAUAUAUAUAAUAUGGUAUAUAAAUUGUGGUAUAUUGCAUUGAAUAGUUUCAGUUAUAAAGUACAAAGUCUGUAAUCCGGACUCGUCGGGACUUCGUCGAUUCCAGAUUAGGGUUUUUUCUAGAUUAUAGAUCAUCAAUUUAAAUCUGGUAAGAUGGCAUGCAGAAAUUAUACAAUUAAAAAUAUG
This is a messenger RNA of Stegodyphus dumicola, 4870 nucleotides long. RefSeq names its product GDP-mannose pyrophosphorylase B (gene Gmppb). The record is from RefSeq and is a predicted model, not a curated record. NCBI's taxonomy places the organism in Eukaryota, Metazoa, Arthropoda, Arachnida, Araneae, Eresidae. Gene Ontology annotation, biological process: GDP-mannose biosynthetic process. Gene Ontology annotation, molecular function: mannose-1-phosphate guanylyltransferase (GTP) activity; GTP binding.